Molecule: messenger RNA, 708 nt
Organism: Entrophospora candida
Lineage: Eukaryota; Fungi; Glomeromycota; Glomeromycetes; Entrophosporales; Entrophosporaceae
Source: the annotation of a GenBank genome assembly
AUGCGACCAAAAAGAGCAAAACAGUAUAAACGUCUUAUGACAUUAUAUAAUAUUUCUUAUGGAUUUAGAGAACCUUAUCAAGUACUAGUUGAUUAUGAUUUUAUAAAUAUAGCUUUACGUUAUAAAAUGGAUAUAUGUAAACAGUUAAAUAAUGUUAUGAUGGGAAAUACUAAACAAAUGUACACGUCUUGUACUUUAAAUGAAUUAAGAAAACAAGGAGGAAAAGAUGAGUUUGGUACAGAGGAUGCAUUAAUACAACUUGAAAGACGUAAUUGUUUUCAUCAACGUAAACCUGUGUCUAGCGCAGAAUGUUUAGCUUCAAUUAUAGAAAAAGAUAAUCCUCAUAAUUAUUGUGUCGCGACUCAAAAUGAUUCACUUCGCGAGUUGUUUCGUAAUGUUCCAGGUGUUCCAUUAUUAUAUAUUAAGAGAUCAGUUUUAAUAAUUGAACCAGCCUCACGUAUAACAUUGGAAAAAUCUAAACAAAUUGAAAUGGAAAAAACAAAACCAUCAAACGAAGAAAUUUCAUUUUUGACAAAUGCCAAUUCCGAUAUAUUAUUGUUGAAAAAAUCAACAAUGGACGGAUCAGAAGAAAAAAAGAAAAAUAAGCGUAAAGGUCCCAAACAACCAAAUCCUUUAAGUUUAAAUGUUGGUGGAGGUGGUGGUAAUGAAAUAAAGAUGGCUGAAUUUAAUAAUGAUAUACAACAAUGA